This is a messenger RNA of Pseudo-nitzschia multistriata, 1378 nucleotides long. NCBI's taxonomy places the organism in Eukaryota, Bacillariophyta, Bacillariophyceae, Bacillariales, Bacillariaceae. The record is from the annotation of a GenBank genome assembly.
UUGGGUGCAAUCCAACACCCACAACGAAUAUUACAAAACGAAAAGGUAUGCUUCUGUCGCGAUCAUUUCUCGUAUACUGCUGCCUCUCCUCGAUCGCUAGCCGUAGCGUUGUACAUGGAUUCCAUCUGCGGGAGAAGACGAGGAGGAGGCCUACCGCCCUUCCAUUCGGUUCAGUCCAUGCCCGCUGGGGGAGUAGGGUGGGCGCUCUGCUCGGAGAGGCUGUCGAUGGCGGUGAACUGGAAAAUGUAGGAGAGCCGCUCGACCCCAAACUCGUCGCCGCCGCCUCCGAAAAAUUGGCCUGGGAGCUCACGGAGGAUCGAAGACAAAAGCCAAUAUUAAAUCUAUCUUCGAGGGAUGCUUCGCCCGAGGAAACACAAGGAAAGGAAGACGAAUGCGAGAAUAUCUCUGAGUGGGACCGGGGCCAACGGUGGAAGAUUUCGCUUGGAUAUCUGUCCGAUCUCGGUGUCGACGUCGAUGCAACUCGUGCCGCACACAACGGUCACGAAGAAAUACUCGGCGCUGCGAUGCUGGAAAACUGCCCUCAACUGGUUCGAUUGAAACCCGAAGCUAUCCGAGAUACGGCAGAAUGGAUCGCAACCGAAUUCGGGCUCGGCUACCUGAAGGAUUCCGUCUUGCCGCAGCAUUCGGUCCUCCUCUCCUUUCGGUCUAGCGACGCUUCUUAUGGUCUAGAGUUCAUGGGGCUCAUGAUGAUGGGGGAUGCCAGACCGGCUUGCUCGGCCUCCCCCGCUUUUCUUGUGACCGCCAUCGAAGGCGGCCUCCAGGAGCGCACCGUUGGCAAAGCCCUGGGGGCCGCAGGAGAGGCCACCUCCAAGGCUAGUAGGUCGAUCGCCUCGGACACGAUGGAAUCCUUCCGGCAGCUGCGUGGUGCGACCCGUCACAAGAAGUAAACUGUUGAUAGUUCGUCUCGGGUGUUGGUUGCGUCGAAGUUAGAGUGCUAGUAGUAGGAGGGGAGUGAUGAAUCAUAUUUAUGACAUUAUUCGGCAUCCUUUCAAAACUAGAACUAUGCACCACCAUUCACAUAGCAUUUGAAAACAAGUUUUGAAAAAGGCAAAACGGAUGUCCCCAUUCUUAUAAUUUAUCCUCAUCCAAUUCAAACAGCAAGUUCAACAAUUUGCUUGAGGCACUUCUGAUGAAUACUCGGAAGGGCUUAGAGUCCGCACUCGAUAAAUACGUUACCUAUUAGCCCUGUGAUCAAGGAUUGAUGGACCAAACUUGAAGUCAAAAUCUCUGAAAUCGUGAAGUCUCCUAAUGUCCAUCAAUGUUGGAUAAACGUUGGAAAGCAUCGAUUUGAAAGCUGGGCGAUUCUAAGAACUCCACGAGGUUGAAGACAUCAUUGUAAUGAACUUUUUCAGCUGAA